AGCAAAGCAGACAAGGGCCGAGAAGAGCACGGCAAUGCGGAAGUCAACGAAGCGAAGUCCGGAAGUACGGUUCAAUUUCCUACUGGAGGUAAGGCCCGGGACAAAGGUUUUGAUAAGUCAAUAGUAGUAGUUGUUGCUUUCUCGGCUAUUCCAAUAGAAAUGAUUGAAAUUCUCGUAUAGUAGUAGACGGCAGUAGAUCCUACAACGGUAAGGUUUUCAACGGCAACUUCGAUUGCGCCCCAUCUCUACUUCGAUAAAAAGGUUCUAUCCUCGGAUUCGCAAUAGCGACAAAGAAAAAGGAAGGGGCGGGUCCGAUUAGACGAUCAUCCUCAUCCGAAUCAGAAUUAUCUACUUGAACAGAUUCAAUGUGUUCAUCAUGGGAAAUGAGAUGUUGUUGUUUAGCAGGCUGAUCCCUUUCUUCGAUAAACUGCUCCUCGGAUUCAACUGCUGCGUAUAUGACCUUAGUAUCAGGCACUGCGAAAUCCUCUACGGAAACAACGGUACUUCCGAAUCCUAAUCCAAAAAGGCACCUGCUCCUAAAGCAAUUAUCGUAAAUAGAGGUACGGCCCCCCAGCGCUAAAUCGGAUUUAUCGGAAGGAUUGCUUGAUCGAAAGGAAGGAUUGGUUGGCAAAACAGCUUUAGCGAUGACCAGGAUUCGUACUAUUCCUACGAAGCGAGGGACGAGCGAGGCCUAGGAUUAGGAAUUGGAAUCCCCACAUGCAUAGAAGGGUACGGCCCUUUCCCCACAGUCACGGCACCUCGGCCGAAGACACCUAUUCCCUUUCUUUCCAACAAGGGCACGGCUCAAAUCAAUUAAAUAAUACUAUUCCUCGGCAAAUCAAUUAUCCAGUUGUAGAUACGGUACGGCUAAGCCAAUUGAUCUUCUCCUCGGCUCCACAGAAGAAGUCAGUAGUGAAUCAAAGAACUCAUGCAUGUAAUCAGUGACUAGGGAUCGAUCAAUCGGAUGCAACCGAGCCAUACAUCCAGAAUUGGAAAAGGGAUGAUGCAAGAGCAGCGGAAGGUGACUUAGCAACAUCUGUCAUUUCCUAUAGAAAGGAAGGAAAGGAUCUCUCUUCUGUCUAGACGAAAGAUCUCAUUUUUGCUACCGCUCUCCCUCUUAUGAGUCUCUGUCAGCCGUUGUUUAGUAGCUUUCAACGCGAGUUCAGUCAUUCUCUUAUAUACUGAAAAGUACGAACUGACUUAAAGCACGAACAUGAAGGAAAGGCAGAAUUCUAAACAUCUUGAAUCGGAUUCUCUCUUCUCAGAGAGCUUGAGAGUGAAAUGAGUGGGCCGGCCAAAGAAGACCACUAUGGAAGUGAAAGGGGAGGGCAAGAGCGGUUCGAAGGUCAAUGAAAUGGGUGAAGUUCCCCUGUCAAAUAGGGACCGACCCAUGUUCAAUCACUGAAGUGUGGUUGAGUGAGAUGAUCCGCAACAAAUGAUUUGUCAUUGUCUCUAAAUCACUGAAUGAAUUCGUUUUUUAUUUUUAUAUGAGAACUAGAGAGUUCACUAGCGCAGUCAAAGGAGUUGAAUUUCUCGUGAACUUCUGCCGGUUGAAUCAAAUGUGUUUGUUCAGCUUAUAGUACGCCUUCCUUCUUCUUUACUGAACCUAUGGACUUCUUCCACUUAGCAGCUUCCGCACGAAGUCUUCCUCGGGAAUGGUUGAUCUUGGAAUUUCAUCGAGUCACGCGCGCUCCUGAAAAGGGGUCAGGAAAGGAAGAGAGCAUUACGAAUUGCCGAUUUUUUUAGUUAGGUUUGAGUUAGGAGUUAGAGUUUUUCCCCGGAAGUGGCAGCUGUUUAUUAAGUAGAGUCGGUUGCUGUUCUUGCUAGUGGCCAAGCCAGGAAAGCAAGGGGGAAGCUAAUACACGGUGAACUGCUUUAGGAAUUCAUACCAUACUAGUCAAAGGCUUAGCUUAAUAGCCGAAUUAGCCGAGACUACCCUGAAAAGUAAGCAAGGAGAAGAAUGAAUUACGUAGGAUACUGGCUACUUGAAAUCGGUCGUGAAAGAUUGAAGCUUGCUUUGAAGGAAGAAAAGAGGGUGCUAGAUUCUAUGCCCUAGAAGCUCUUAGAAGAGAAUAUAUGAAAAGAAUAAGAAUCUUUUCAUUUUGGAAUUGAUAAGCGCAAUAGCCAUAGCCGUAGGGUCAAUCCCCAGACCAGGCCAUAACCAUAAAUGGCGAUGAGAGAAAAGCUAUUUCUUUCUGCCAGCCUACUUCCCAAGGGUGGGAAGAAUCCUGUUCACGACAACGACUCCGCUCUUUGUUGAGUGGGUAAUUUCCUUUUCUUUAAAAGAAUAGAUUCUAGAUUACUAGUCUUAGCGGAAGAGGAGCUCCUAGCGAUCCCCCGCUUUUUUACUUCUUUCUCUCUUUCCUUGGAAAGAACAGUUGUUUAUUAAGGCCUAGCUUUUGCUUUUAUAGAAAAGACUUUGAAAGUGGAAAAUAGUAGGAAACUAAAUCAUGUGUUACUAUCAUGGAAUUGCUUUGACUGAAGUUGGCCACAUACAUAGCUAUGCCAAUCUGCGUAGGGCUAGAAGUCAUUUCCUCUAGCAAGAGAGGCCUCGUGCACAGUGAUGUUGAUUCUCCCCAUUUGAGAAUUCUUGUCAAAUCAGAAAAGGAAUGUUGUUAUAUACUUGUUCUGUCAAAAACGAGUUUCAAUGAAACGUUUCAAUCUUCCGAAACUAGGCUUUGCUGAGACAGAACAUGUCCACCGUCUCAGAGAUCGCGAACUCAUAUUAUCUAUACCAUUUUGAUUUGAGUAGAACGUUCUUAUUUAAACAUUAGCUCUUGUUGUAUUGGAAUUUGGCCUUAGGUGCUUCGGCUUAACGAUAACAGCUUGACAGGAGAGGAGUGUUCCCUUCUGCUUUGCAAGUCUGCAGAGGAAAGACAAUGCUCAAUCAGAAAAGGAAAACAUUUGAUAGGGAAGUAGCAGAUUGGAUAGGAGAAAACUUGUGAAAGGAAGGAAAGGGCUUCGUAGUAAAUAAUUAGUGGAUCUACAUCCCAAUCACUUAUCAUGACAGUUCGGUGUCAUUUUGUUUGUCGUCAUUUUCCAAACAUUCGAGGUCUUAGUUGCAAGUAUGAGAAAUGUUGGUUUUGGUUAAUAAAAAUAAAACAUUCAGGACUGGAUAUUAUUUGACAAAUAAGCCUUUACUUAAUUCACGCUCUGCCCUCAAAGUAAAGUAAAGUGCCAAUUUAAAAGCGAACAGCUAGAAGCUCCCGCAUCAGAAGCUAGAAUUGACGCCACGGCACAAGGCAUCGCCUCCAUGCUAUGUGCACACGGCCCCGAAGUGGAAUGGCUAAUUUGCACAAUCUGGGAAGCCCGGCCUUCUCCCUCUCAGUUCCUCCGCAAUCGACUUACCAGAAAUCGUCGUGGCAACUCCACUUCAACCCCCCACUCUUUCCCGGUGCCUAUACUUAGCCCUUUGAAAAGUCUUCCAGUACCUCCCGCGUGGCAGCCCGUCAGAAGCAUGCCUCAUAAGAAUCUUUGUGGCGACGGUCGAAGCCUCAGACGAACCUUCCCAAUAGAGGCCUCCACAGAACACUCUAAAAAGUCAAAGGGGAGCAUGUGGUCAACCACCAAGAAUCUACCCGUGGCCGAGCUUCGUACCAUGAUCAAUUCACUCUCUCUCGAAUCUUCCGCUUCCAUGGCGCUUCUAGAUUGUUCUUUCUUGUGUUGACCGUCUCUGAAAAGCUCGGUAUGGUUCACUACAUUCCAGCACUCUUUAGGCGAUAGGGUUCUUCUUUCUCUAUUUGAGAAGGGGGAUCUGUCUAACUCGCACUAUGUUUAACCCAUUGACUUCGAAGUGGUCCUACUCUCUUCUAUCUCCGAAUCCAUUUGCGUCCAGCAGAAUCGAUCAUCGUUCCCCCACGACCAAGACCCAAUUCAAUAUCUUAAUAGGAAGAAUGUCUUGAUCCGGAAAUGAUCGUAUAUCUAUCAUUUGUGUUGAUCUGGAAUCGAGAUUGGAAUGCCUUGCUCUGCCUAAUCGUGAAUAGUAUAUGCCUCAUCCCGCUAGCCAUAUCUCUACCGUCUUAUUGAUCGAAAGCUAUGGAUACUUAUUUCUUUUCUUGAUGAUUGAAAAGCUAGUUUGAAUUCGUUGAUCUGCCGAUACCGGGCCCCAUUUCACUGGCCUGCGAGCUUGUGUAUUACUUUGCAAAUGAUAGUUAAGGGCCGCGUAUCUCUUUUAUUUACUUCUGUUGAUGUCUCGAACUGCUUAGCGGUUAGUUAAGGAUAGCCAUGCUAUUGUCCAUUCCGUCUAGCCGCAAUUGUCCAAUUAUAGUACAGUGUCAGUUAGGACUGGCCCGCAUUGGGAAUUCAUAGCCAAAUAGAGCAAAGCAAUAGGCAAGAUCAGGAAAAGCUUGAUUCGUGGCAUCUGACUAGGUAAAGUCUCGGGCGAGAUAUGCUUGAACUUAUAACGUUGUCUCGGGUGUAUAAGAUUUCUUAGAGUCUUUGUAUCCAUACGUAUGAGCACGAGCCUUUUUCCUCGUUUUGUAGUAAAAGAAAUACGAGGAUUUCCGUUUCUAGCUACUUUAUCUUUGGGACGUGGGCACUCAUCGUUCUGGUUAUUCGUCGGGGUGGUCCGGUUAGACCAAAAGAAGCCAUGGUAAUAGUGGAAGAGGAUAGUAAGCCUAUGACUCCGCCGCUAACCGGGAGAGUGAGUAAGUAAUUCCCUUGUAUGUAUGGAAUAGUACCACCGUGUUGUAGGCAAAGCAGUCCGGUAUAUUUCAUGAAAAGUAAGUUCGCGUGCCGCCUAUAGUAAGAAUGGAAUUAUAAGUCGUGAAAAGUCUUAAUUAGAAGAAAACUUGACAAAUGACGUGAUAGAGUUACGUAAGUACCCCUAUUUCUAUCUCCUCGUGCCCUUUCUUGUAGUAGUUGGUCUACCUUCUAAUCCCUUUUUUCAAGAGCUAGAGAUUGGAUUUCCAAUCCCAGGUUUCCAGGCGGGAAUAAAGGUAUAUUUCAAGCCCACGCUCUAACCAAUCAGUAGUUCCCCAGGAGUAGGAGUCCUUGCUAAAUCAGCAAAUAGCUAGAGUAAGGGAAGAAAGGAGAGAACCUUUAAAAAAGAGGGAAAGAAAGAAGAGCGGAAACUAGAACUGGAAUAAAGCAAUUCACGAAGAGUACCUAAAGCCAUAUGUCUUCACCCUGCUUCUUUUUCUCCUUGUCUUUUGCUGAGCUAGGCCCUGAGUCUCUUGUGUGGGGAGUAGAGAGAGUUGCUUACUAUACGAAAAGUCCACUAGUAUGGAUUGAUCACUAGCCCUUACUAUCAGUCACUGAUUCAAGAACGAAUACCGAUACAACCCUUCAGUUAGGACGCUAAACAGUAAUGGCUCAUCAUUCAGUAAAGUCGCAAAACAGCAAUGUGCCCUCCUUCUAACUAGUAAUAGCCUUGGGCCUUUUACAAGAUCACAGUGGGAAGAGUCCCGGCCUAUCUUCAGACCACGAGUGGCGGACUCUGUUAUGAACCCUGAGAUAAUUGUCUAAAUUAAGACAUGGUGUCUCGCAAUCUGUCUUUUCUAGCGUAAACGACUCAUACUUAUUUUCUUUCAUAUACUGUUUCUUUGAAAAAAGUAAUAAAGAUCUCGGAACAUAAAGUGAUCCAUGUUAGGUUGCACGAAUCGCAUUUCAAUAGUAAAGCGCGGGGUAUCUUUUGGCCGAAAAACCACUUUUCUUUUUAACAUCAUUGAACAUAGAAAAGAAUUCUCAAGAAAGUUGCAUCAAAGAAAGAGAACAACUAACCAUAACCCACCAUAUUAAGGUAUGGACGGUUAUCCAUUUAAAACCAAGAAUUGAAACCAUGACGUGCAUGCCAACUUUGAUGUGAUGCCGGUGAGUUAGGAAAUUAAGAGAAGAUUACCAGAUCUUGUGGACAUUCCAGUUCAAGGUUAGUCUUUUCGUUCGUAACAAACAAGCUUUUUGUGCUCGUAACAUUAGUAGUUACUCGCUCGGAUUGAGCGCUAGCGCGAAAGCCGGUGCGCGUGCCGGCGCAUCCUAUUCUUGCUGUAGUUACUCACUGGGAGUCGAAAUAGACGAUAGGCAGUAAACUGGGCCGUGGACCUAGUAUCUUAUUUAUUGUGUAUGGCAUAUUAUAAGGUAGGCAUCUGGGGAGGAUAAGUACCAGAAUCGGACAGGUGAGUAGUUCAUGGGUUUUGCGUAGGAAGUUGUUUACAAGCUAGGCAUAUUAGGCAAGUAUAUGAUUUGAAGAAGCACAGGCCAUAAAAAGUAGUUGGUAAGGUAGUAGACACGGAGUAGCAGAGAGAGAAAGACCGGAACUUGUCAAAAACAAGCAAGCGUCAGAAUAGAGCCAGCAAGCUUGGAAUGGAGAUUCGCGGCAGGCAAGGCCAUGUUGGUCAGUAGACAAGGAAACUAUAGUAGGUCGAGUUCUUAGUUCAACAUUGAAGUAGGCAUUUUCACGUACGAAGCCUACGAAGCUAGUACUACGAGACGAGCGGUACCAAAUCGCAUAACCAAAGCAAAGCUACGGCUACGGAUUCCUUUCAAAAUCCAAUAGCUGCUCCUUCCUUGCAAAAAGGAAUUAAAUACCCCAGGCAAAUCCACUUCUCGUUUCGGGGUUGGCAAGUCCCUAGAUUCUGUUCAUAUGCUUCCUAUCCGGAACAUCGAUAGCGAUGAUAUUCCUAGCGAGCGAAGGCAAAGAAGAAUAUGACGUACGAGGACUACGAUUCGUAGAUUUUCUAGUUGUAUCCAAGCAAUCCCUACCUUCUCUUCCUAUUCCUAAGGCUUUAACUAUAAGUUAGUUGUAAGGGGAUAUCGAUCAGGCAGGGGCGGGCUAUAUGAAAAGGUUCGGAGCAAAGAGGCAGCUCUAAAGGAACUUAGUACCGAAGUGAGAGUAAGGAACGUUCAAUAACUCAACUUGUUCGAGGGAGGUUGUCGGAAUGUCUCUGGAAUCCUUGCUAGAUUCUUUCUAGUUUCCUAGGAGUGUAAUCCGCGAAUAACAAUAAGGAAGGGUGGGAAGUAAAGGGUUUAUGAGUCAAAGGAGGCAGAACAUAAAGAAAAUCUGCAUCGUUGUUAUCGGAACUACUAUUCUUCUUCAUCAUAUCCAAACCUUCCGAGCUUUCCAUUUAAAGAAGGGCGCAGCAAAAGGCUAAAUCUUGGAAGCAUAGCAGGAUAUAUGAAGACAGAUCCCCUACCAUUAUUCGGCUAGCUAGGCUAACAGGCCGAAUCCUAGUUCAAGGAGAUAUGGGCAAGAUUCAGGGCGAUGUGCCAAAUAAGGUGAUUGCCAUGAUAAGCAGAUGGACAUUAAAAAUUAGGGAAUCCUUAUUUGUCCAGUUAGCGGUAAAAACCUUUGAGAAGGGUCCGUGAACCAGUCAGCAGAUGACUAUACCAGUAAUGCAGUAGACUCAGUAAAUGUCUGAGGAAGACGCACGCGCCUGGUAGCGCACCAGAAUGAAUUUACCCCAAUUAGCCGCCUAUUGGGAAAGAUAAUAGCAGGCUCAGUCCUAACUGGAGCGUAUACGGGUAUGGUUCAAGUCGAGCCAAGCCCUAUAUCAGUACUAAACAGAGUUAAUUAUACAGUCAUCAUACAGUUGUAUGCUGUUCGGUGUGGACUGCGUGGUCUCAGAAUGAACUGGAUAAUAGUAACAUGGUUGUAUCUAACGUGUCGGUGUGAAUGGAUUCAGAUCUAAAUUACUGAACCACAGAAACAGUAAAUACAGAAUGGAUGCCCCAAACGCAUAAUUAUUAAUGGUACUUAAGACGCUAAAGGGAGACUUGAGUCAUGAGUCUUGAAUAGACCAACCAAUCUCACGGUGUCACAAGUAAAUUUCUUUUCUGGUAUAUAUACUAAGCUCGAGGCUUUGAUAAUAAAUAAAAAGUAUCGUCAGAAUCCAUACUAAGAUAGUAUCCAGUAAUCCAACUCUGGUACGAAACCUUGAACUACUUGACAUGUGUAAGUUAUCUCGGUAUACGCAGAGGAUGAGUGAUGAUUGAGGAAGAUUCAGUACAUGCUGCGAUGUGUUUAGCGGAAACCCCUACUGGACAACGAGACUAGUAGAGUUGGACCGAUAAUCUUAUAGAGAACAGCUCUAUCACCAUGAGAGUUCUAUGGAGGAAAGAAUGUCUUGUAAAGACCUAUAAUAUUCUGAUGGAAUACCUAAUGGGACGUGGAUUAGACUGUUACUCCCCCACCAACAGAACGUAAAACGAUCAGCUUAAUUCAUAUCCUGAAUUAACCUGAGAUUCUGAAUAUAGACUUGCCGUAGAAAGAACUCUCAGAGUGUGCAGCCGGCCGGAUAGGAGAUGAGACUUGGGAAAAGUGCACCCUGCGGAGAAAGCGAUAGAAAGAGUAAUCAGCAUGAAAUCCAGUCUCCUUGCUCCUACUACCGUAGUUGAUAAGAAUGUUCUCGGUAGAGAGAAGGCGCGCAGCGAGGAGGGAAUUCCUUUAUUAUUUUCAGAGAAUCACCAAGGGAAAGUCGUUUCGGCCCUACCAAUAGUGGGUCAAGGUGGGCUCGGGAAAACUACCAUUGCGCGGAUUGUUUACAAUGAGAAGAGAGUAAAAGAUCGUUUUUCUUUGGAUGGAUUUCUACAAUGAUUGCAGUAUUGAAAAGAUCACUAUCGAAUGUUUCUCUUCUUUUAUAGAAACCACUUUGACUAUCGGAAACCCGAGUUUUCUACAAAAUCAACUCGUGGAGGUGGGAAGAAGGUCUUUCUUGUGCUUGAUGUAGUCUCUUUGAAAGAAGCAGGCUGUAUAAAAUAAGCCAAAAAGAGUAGUCUUGAAAAAGUCCCAGGAGUAUCCUUCUUCGUUGCUAAGCCAGUGACCAGAACUAGCCUUUAGGCAAUCGAAAGGGAAUGCUUCCGCUUAGUCACAGUCCUACCCUUUCUAUACCUGCUGAUUCCCUGGCUUCCUAGCCAUAGUUUGAUCUCGUGAAGAACCACUCUUCUUGGCUUCCAUGCCUAAUUUUCAUAGCCUUUUCCUCUUCGGAGCUGCAACUAUGUUAAGUGAAGGUCCUACUCUCGGAAUUGUCACAACUCUAGUCCUCUAGUAAUUUCGUUGAUGAAAAAGAAUGAGAACUCUUUCUCUUUUGCCAUAAAUCAACAUAAAUGUCCUUUUGGGCGGCCUGUCCCUGUCCGGUUGAGUGGUAUGCUUUAGACCUACGGUAUUCGUAUUGAAGGUAGAGAUUCAGUGGGUUUUUUAGAUAUAUCAACCUCCAUUCUUUCUUUUCUAUGUGAUUCCGGAUGUUUGGCUGGCUCAAUGCCCCUAAUGAUUGGCAAGCCCAGGAAUUGGCUUUUUCACCGUAGGUGGCAAUAGGCUUUGAAAGGUUAGAUACAUACCGCUCAUCACGUACCUUCCUCGUACCUCGAGGGUAGGGAUAAAGGUUCCCCAUGGCUUUGUUGGCUUUGCCAUCAUAAAAUGCUUAAAGGCUGCGGCGCUUUUCGUGUAGGUACACUUCGAUGUCCAAUAUCGAUUGACAGGGCCAAAUCCCCGCUUUAUCCCCACACAGUUCUUGCAUUUCAGGGUGGUAUUGGGCGAAGGGGAAUAGCUAGCUUACGAAGGGAUCCUACUUAUUGACUUAGGGCGGACGAAGGGAGCACCACCCGAGAUGGCUUUAUUAAAAGCAAUAGCUUCCAGUAGACUUCCUAUCUCCAAAGAGGUAAUAUUCCCCAUCUUCUGCAUCCGUCAAGAAAGCAGCUUACUCUCAUCAUUCCUUUGCUUUCCAUGCAAAUGGUAAAUGACAUAGAAAAAGAUGAAUGUCUUCCUUGGCUUCAUCUCGUGAAACUACAAGCUAGGAUCCUUCCUUCACUCACACCCGCGUUGAAUUGCUUGAUCGGCCCGGGCAAGGAAAUAUACUCUAUUUUCAGUUGAUGCUGGUGGGCUAGAAUAAUACUAAUAAGUAAGGGGCAGAGCGACUAACUUAAACACGUGUUUAGGUUGCGGCCCAAAGCUUAAUAUCCAGGGUGCCUAGGUUGAGCAGCUCGAGUGUAAGCGUAAAGCCACUCUACUAAAGGAGCGAUUCAGCGAAGACAUUUAAGGAAGCGUAGUGAAGUGAUCCUUUGUCCCAUAGGGUUCCGUCCCACCCAGUGGGAGCCCUGCCCUAGUACCAAGCUUGUUCAUUUCCUAUCCCCAGCCCAUCCCAUAUACCUAUUUCCCUAGGCCUAAAAAUCCAAUAAAAGAAAAGAAAUCCACUCAUGCCUAUGUGGCCGGCCUAUUCAAAGUUAAGCAAAGAGAGAUGAUAGUUCAGGAAGGAGAGCAGCUUCUCGAGAAUCGGCGUAUAGUUUAUAGGUUAGUUACCUAGUAGAGUGAAGUUCCCACUACUGGUUAUGUCAUCAAUCACCUUUCUUUGAUGUUUACUCUGACUCUGAGUGGUUAGAAGAUCAGCAGCUAACCUAUUUUCAUUUCUAACUUACCACCUGUAUCUCCGGAAACGAAAACCGGAAAUGACAAUCCUUUCAACUGUCUGUACAAAAUUACUUUGUACGAAUGCACAUCUCGGCCGUCGGGUAGCUGCUCACCAUUUUAAAGUCUAUAUCCGUGGUUCCAGAAAUGGAAUUGCUAUUCUCGAUUCAGACAAGACACUGAUUUGUUUACGAAACGCUCUUCAUUUUAUAGGAUCUCUCAUUCGUCAAAAUGGCCGUUCCUUCUUUUUAAAGACUAAUCAUUUCUUUAUAUAUUUGAUAAUGGAAAAAAUGAUAUAUUCGAUAAUGGAAAAAAUGGGGAGCUGUAUCAAUGAUUCUCAAUGGAAGAUCGGGGCUUUUUUGACCAAUUCUUAUGCUAAUCCUAAGAAAUUCCGUUCAAGAAAGAAGAAAAUCCAUUUUGGGUUGAACCAACAACCUGAUUGUGUGGUUAUUCCGAAUCCAGAUAGAAAGUCAUCGGUCAUACUGGAAGCUAAUCGAUCACAAAUACCGAUUGCAUCCUUAGUUGAUUCUACGAUCCCAUGGGAAUCCAAUAAAAGAAUCACUUAUCCCAUCCCAGCAAAUGAUACUAUACAGUUCAUAUAUCUAUUUCGUCAUUCGAUCACGAAAACAGUGAUUCUUGAACGGCCAAGAAUCACAGCAAGUGAAGCGGGUACUAGGUCCGGGGGCGGGAGGUACCUAGCCUCUGCCUCUGACCCAAAAGGGGGGAAUAGGUUUAAAAAUACCUUUUUCCUUUUUUAUUUAAAAUGUAAAAUCCUCCUUUCCUGGGUCGUCGGCUAUUUGGGAAAAAGGAGGAAAAUCACUAUUCUUUUUGUAUUUUCCGUAGCUGUUGUAGGUCUCCUUCUUUGGCUUUUUCCGGGGGUCACGGAGCUCUUUCUGGAGCUACUCAAGGAGCUCUUUCCGAAGCUACUCAAGGACCUCUUGAAUGUUGUCAUGACAUGGGUACUUUUUCUACUCCAGUCCCUCUUCGAGGGAUUUCAGGAGGCCCGCAGAGCGACCCUGGGAGGAAUGGAUAAAGAAAGUCCCUCCUGCUCCGAGGGCGAAACAGCCCUUAAGGAGGAAGAGCCCACCGUCCUCCAUAUGGAGGACGAGGACUGGAACGCCCUCUCGCCCAUACAAGAGAUCCCCCCUUUCCACUCUCCGGAAAGGGGGGAGGUUGCCCCUAACAACCCGGUUCCAGCGGGACCUGCUGCUCCUGCUGCUCCACCGGCCCCAGCAGCUGCUCCCGAGCAGCCUCUGAGUGCCAAAGACAGAAUAUUUUUCAACUUAACUCAAUUGCAUGGGUCCUUGAGCCCAGAGGAAGCUUUUUUUGGGUCCUUGAGCCCGGAGGAAUUUCUAGACUUAACAAAUGAGAUUUAUGAAAAAAAAGAGAGCAUACUGGAAGAACUUAGACGUUUAACUGGCCCAGUUAAUGGCCAAAUACUUUGGCAAGAUGAUACCUCUGGAAAUACAAUCCGAAACCCGCAAAGCGGUAAAGAAUAUGAUCCAAGUAUGUUGAGUAUGAUUCUUGAUAGUUUGCGGCAACAUGGACGAAAUAGUAAAUAUUAUAAAAGAUUCCUCAAUGAUAGGAUUGAUACCCUAAAAAAAAAUGAAUUAAUUAAUUUAGAACUUAAUGAUCCUUCAAUGGAGGAAUUGGAUCCAUUGAAUCAAGUCAAGCUACUAACUAACUGACGUUAAAUGGAGAAGGGAGGAGGAUAACAGACGUUAAAUGGAGAAGGGGGGAGGAUAAAAAAAGAACUACGAAAGCAACCCUGAUCUUUCUUCUAUGAAGAAAGUACGUAGGCACUCCUCAGCGAGGACGCGGGUUUCAAAGUCGGUUCUACACAUUCGAGAAGACACACCGGCUGGAUCAGAAUUCUAUCGGUCGCGGAGUCGGCGGACGGCUCUGCUCCAACUUCAUCGAGGUGAGACGCAAUCUCCAUGGCUCCAUGUAUUUUGCAUGCUCUAGCGUAUGUAGUGUUUCCUUCGUUAGUUUCAUUCAUUUCAGUUCGUUUCUAGUUGCUUGCUGUUUUUGGCUUGCCCCGUACCUUUAUUUGCCUUGCAUGGUUUGCCAUUUUCAUCCUGCUGUGAAACCAAUGUAUAUAGCUUUCAUUACUUGCUUGAUAAAGCCUUAAUAAAUUGCUAGGUGGAUAAGUGUAUCGCUAUGAUUGGCUAUAAGUCAAAGAAUUCAAGUUACACUAUGCUGGAAAACAAGCUAAUAUAAGAGAACCAGUAGCUUAAUUGAUAUCUCAACGUAUGAGUGAUCUGUUAUUGUAAAAUGCUCAUAUAAAAUAAAUGCGGUUGAAUUGUGAUGGUGUCUGCCUACUUGUAGUUUGUAUUUGCAGUUUAGAUGAUGUUUUAUGAUUCCUCAGUUCAUUUGAUUUCCUAUUCAAGAAAGCAGUUGAUCCCUUAGGGAACGCCGUCCUCGAGCCUUCACCGACACCCACUGAGAACUUCCAGCGCGAAGAACGCCCUCUCACAAAUAAUGAAGAGAGAAGGCUCGAGAAAGCUUUGCAACUUAAGCAAGAGAUAUCUGAUCUAUUGCAGAACAUCGCAAUAGAUAAUGGGGAGUCCUUCGCUAAUGAAACCCCCUCCGAUCUAACGGGGGCUGCCCUUAACUGGAAAGACUGCUUAUGCCCUGAAAGGCUGAGCCGAAUCAAAAGAAGCCUGGAAUUCCACCAACAGAAAUCUUCCUUUUAUGGACGGGUAAGUAAGUGGGUCACAUCCGAAAGGCGGAUUCGGAGAGGGCCGCAAUGAAGUGUGCCGAAUUUCUAGAAUUUCUUAGAGAAGAAAGUCGGCCUUAAGUGACCAACAAGUGUAACCGGAUUUAAAUUGGAUUUUCAUAAAAUAUCUUCAAAUCUCAUUCGUUUUCUAGUGUCUAACGAGGCAAAGAACUACAUAUGGUCUGAUACUUACUUCCUUGAAAAGAGGAAGAUAAGUUAUGUAGGCAGUAGCCGUUUCAGAAAUGUAGUGGUUGCUCGACCAAAGCCGGUCAAAGAAUCGAUUAUAGAUAGAAUCCUUUUUUUAAGCAAUACCGCUUCGUUAUUGGUAUGUUUAUGUUAUAUAGUAAACGGAUCAAAGGGAUAUCCUCUGGCAUUAGAGAAUAUUCAUCUUGACAAGAAAUUAUCUAUAUGUUAAGAUAUCUCUGACAAGGGCUAUAGCUCAGUUCGGUAGAGCAACUCGCUUACACGUGCGCCAAUGCUUUUCAAGGGAACUUAUUAUGCAAUGGACAUAAUUGACCUUAUUGCAAAAUCAAUGUCUUACUUCAUGGAUUCGAAAGAAUAGGAGAACAGUAGCCUGACAAACAGUCGGUUCAGUCCGAUUCAGGUGCCUAAUCAAAUAGAACCCCUAUUGAUUUGCUAGUUGAUAAGGUAAAUAUCCAGCCCACUCAAUGCUAGGCGUAAUGAGGAUAAGGGCCUCCAAAAAACUUCUUUUCGUUCUAUGAACUUUAAGGUGUAUGAAGUCUCAUAGUAAACUCUUGCAGCGGAACGAUAGAGACUCCAUUUCACUUAGGUUGAUUUCAUUUAGGCCGGAGGCAGACCUAAGUCAAGGUAAUCCUCCUUUGAAACACUGCCAGUAUGAAGAAUCAAAAAUUGCAAAUUAGCGGGUUCAAAGAAAGUUCAAACUGACCUGUCCCAUCUCAACAAGUGCAAUUUCUUUCAGGCUUAUUCACUGAAAUAUUAGAAACCCUUUUUUCUUUCGCUUCGCUCUUCACUUACUUCAUAUCCAACUAUUGAUAGCCGGCCUAGUUUCAAAGGAUACCCAGGGCGCUAAGCAUGAAUAGGAGUUUUGACAGUGAAAAACAGCAAUCAGUAUAAGAACAAAAACAAAUAGUAGAAAGGAGUUAACUUGGGUAUAGGUUUCUAGCUUGGGUGGGAGGACUCACUCACUAGGGAGGUAGCCGCAAAAAUAGGAAACAUAGGGAGUAGCUGCAAUAGAUAAUAGGAAAGUAGGUGUAAGCAGCUACCCGAUAGAAGUCUAACGAAAGUAGGAAAGAGUUUAUUGAGUGACUUGAGGGUAACGAAACCACUAUCUAUAUAGAUAGGAUUUCCUAUGCAUAAGAUUUCAGAGUAGUACUUGAAGCUUAGCACUAGCAUUGGCAUUUAGUAGUAGUUCUGGCAAUGAGUGACUACCUCUAUAUACCUUGCUCAGGGAAAGGAAUAGGCAUAUUUCUAAAAAGGAUAAGCUGGCAAGCACAGGUUUCUAAACAGGAGUUAGGUAUGGGUUGUGUGAUUUGAACGACCAAGUAACGGAUACAAGACAUAGGCCCACUAUAAAAAGGAGUUCAUUUUUGCGUAACGGUGCAGUACCGGUAUAUCCAUAUGGUUUAGGUCAAGUAGUUGGAUAAGCUGGAUAGGUCAACAAGUGAGUACGUUGAGGGAGCCGUAGUUGAUUUGUUUUUUCGUUUUCACGGGCAGAGACAGGUAUAGUUGUUUUUACAAGGGCUAUUGUUUAGCCAAUAGAGACAUAUUGAAUAGGUCAAUGCUAGGAAUAUGCAGUCACAGAUAAGAUAAGUAAAGAAUAAGUGAGUAUGUACGAGUCAACUCAUAGGUUUAGUAGGGCUACUAGAAAGAGGAGCUUGGGACAGAGCUAGCAAGAUAUGAACCACGAGCAGAGGUUGUCCCUUGAAAGAAGCACCGACCGGUAUAGGCAUCUGGUUAGGUCAACAAGUUGUUGGUUGGCAUUCAAGGUAUGUGUAACGUUGAGAAACAGGUGCUAGGUAUGAACGAGUAAGCUACUAAAAAUAGGCGAGAUAUGGUUUCAAUAGCCUAAGAGUGGCAUUCAUGGAAAGGGAUUCACAGAUAGGCAUUCAGUGGGCAUGGGAAAGUUCAGUUAUGUAUGCAAGAGACAGGUAUGCACGGAAUAGGGAUAAGCGAGCACCGGGAGAGAUAUGGCAGUAAUAGGACUAGGUUUAGAGAAAUAGGCAUAUGUGAAUAGGGCUACUAGAUCAUUAAAGUAUAGGUUUUGGGUAAGCUCGCUCAUAUCGAAAGAAGAAAUCGAAGGAAAUGAAGCAUAAGCUGACUAGGUAAAAUCCUAGGCUGUUUCGAUAG
Panicum virgatum (switchgrass) is the source of this 15380-nucleotide messenger RNA. RefSeq lists its product as uncharacterized. Gene Ontology annotation, biological process: translation. The record is from RefSeq and is a predicted model, not a curated record. The coding region runs from base 10375 to 12021 and encodes 548 amino acids. Gene Ontology annotation, molecular function: structural constituent of ribosome. The transcript is spliced from 2 exons. NCBI's taxonomy places the organism in Eukaryota, Viridiplantae, Streptophyta, Magnoliopsida, Poales, Poaceae. Gene Ontology annotation, cellular component: ribosome; mitochondrial small ribosomal subunit.